AUGAUGGCAGAUGUGAGCGGUAGUGGCGCCACAAGUAGCCCACAACUGAGUUCGUCUCUAAGUCGCAAACUCAACAAGGUGCUGGAACUCAAUACUGAGGAACCUGAGCUGUUGGCUGCUCUCAACCAUUUGUCGGGGUGGUAUGGGCCACCCCACGCCCCCAACUCGAAGCAUGCGCGGCGCCUCUUACGAAGCGAUCUCGAGCGGCAAACACUCCGCAUCAACAAGGACUUUCUCCUCGCCUUUUCCCUCGUACAACUGAGCUUGGAGCAAGUGGAAGGGGACGUUGGGCGCAUGAAGGAAAGCUGCCUCUUCAUGGCCGAGCGCCUGAGUAAGACGCGCCUGGCUGCUGGCAAGCUCAUUCUCACGGCCGACAAGAAGGAGAACGAACGCAAGAAAGAGGUGGCGGAAGCCUUCUUGGAGCGGUUCCGCCUGACUGAAGCGGAACAGGCAACCCUGCGUGUGGGAGACAUUGACGAGCUCUUCUUCGACGCCCUCAAGCACGUUGGACAGAUCUACUCCGAGUGCCCCGUUCUCCUUCGUACCCACCAGAAAGCCGGCUUCGAAGUGAUGGAGGCAAUGUCGAUGGAGCAGCAGUCCGCCUACGAUCGUCUGUACAGGUGGGUAAAGGACGAGUUUGCCACCUUGAGAGAUGACCCGAGCGAGAUCAAUCCCUUCCUCAUCGUCGCCGUGUCCACCCUUCAGGAGAAGCAGCCCGUCCUCCUCAGUUACUGCUUCGACGAGAUCGUGCACACACGUUCACAGGUGUCGCUCGGGGCUUUUCACGCUGCCCUCACGGUAGGCGGUCCCGGGGGCACCCCGCGGCCGAUCGAAAUGCAUGCGCAUGAUCCUCUCCGCUAUGUAGGUGACAUGCUGGCAUGGCUCCACCAGGCAGUUGCUUCCGAAUAUGAACUCCUCAACCGCGUUUUUGGAACCGAGGGGGGACAAGUGACCGGCAACCGGGUGUUUACGGAGGACAAAGCGCAACUUCCACAUGACGCACGCCAUGCGGAGGAGAUGCCCAACAAGCAGCAGCACCCACCAAGGCACGCAGUCUAUGGCACCAAACAUAACAUCCGGGAAAGCCUCGCCAAGGUCCUCAGCCGCAUAUUCGAGCCUCUUCUGCAGCCUUUCAAGAUCCGACUGGACCAGGUCCUCGACCCGCACAGCAAGCCCAGCACAGUCGAAGUGUUCCGCAUCAACAACAUGCUCGACUUCUAUUCGCGCAUGAUCACUAGGAUCAUGGGCCACGGUGCCUCCCUCCCGUCCCUGUUCAGCGACUGCAAGGAGGAGGUCCUCAAGCUCUUUUAUGACACCCUCAAAUCCGACGCCGACAUCUUGCUGUCUCGUGCUCCGAUGGAGAUCAUGGCGACCUUUGAUGAAUCCCUGGUACCAAUGGACGAAAGGGCAGCUGAGUUUGCGCCUGUGCUGUCAGCAGUGAUAGACCCGCUGUCCAAGGCGUGUGCAAUCAGCGCCACAGCCCUCAAGGCGGCGGAUAUGGCAGUCUACCUCAUCAACUGCCUCAGCGUUGUCCAGGGUUCGGUAUCAGCUUACGACUUUGCCACCAGUCGCGUUGAGGCCCUGGGGAUGCACAUCGAGUCUCACUUGGAUACUCUUGUAACCGAGGAGACAGCACGAUUUCUUCGCAAUUGUGGCAUAGCAGAAAAGAUGGCUGUCCUUCAGUAUCGCACUACCCAGGGUCCUCUGUCACUCGAGCCAGGCAUGGACAGCCGGUCACUCGCUACAGCUGUCCGCGGUUUCGAACGCUCCCUUUCCGACUUGGAAGCCUUCAUCAUGCCGCACUGUGACAAGCUCAUGGAACACAACCUGCGGGCAACAGCACGUUCACGAGUGGGGGACAACAUUGUUGGCCUCUUCUCUGCACUCCACGAGGCUGUGUAUGACCCGCGAAACAAGUACGAUGAACCACGGAUGGUUGUGCGCUACAAGCCCGAGCAGGUCAAGACCAUCGUGGACGCCCUCUGA
Molecule: messenger RNA, 1986 nt
Organism: Acanthamoeba castellanii str. Neff
Lineage: Eukaryota; Discosea; Longamoebia; Acanthamoebidae
Product: golgi family protein, putative
Exons: 13
Coding region: 1-1986 (661 amino acids)
Biological process (GO): intra-Golgi vesicle-mediated transport
Cellular component (GO): COG complex
Source: RefSeq, a predicted model, not a curated record